GUGAAACUCACACAACCAAACUCCCGGAGCACGAAACAAGAAACUUUGCACUAGUCUAAAUGUGAUCAUCACAUUGAAUCAUCAAUAGAUUUUCUGCGCAGAUUUGAUUCAUCUUGAAUAUAAUGGAGAGCAGGGAAAACCUGCCGGAGUUACUGUCAGAGUAUGUUGUGGACACCUUCAGCUACCUUCAGACAGUCAAAGACUUUUGCGACAAAGCAGAAAAAUGGACCCUUAAGAGAAAGACAGAGCUGGAGACGAUGAGAGACAUCAAGGAUCAAGCAGACAAAAUCAGUCUUAAGUUUGACCAUGUUAAGAAGUCCAAGAACAAAGGCAAGGCUUUUGGAGAGUACCUGAAGAGUGGUUUAACUCAGGUCACAGCUGACUCCAGACGAAAGAAACUAGAGAAGAGUCUGAGUGCUGUCCUGAAAGACACAUUUGAGGGGCUGGAGAAACUUGAGCACUUCCUGGAUGCAGUGGAGAAACUUGCAGUUACCUCGCUGUUUGCCUUCACUCACUUUACUGCAAGUUUUCUACCGAAGGGGGAGAGUCCUGAAAGUGUGCGAUCAGUCAUCAAAGCUGCCAAAAUGGCCUCUCCUCUCCUCAUCCACUUUAAACGAAAUGAUGAAACCUUCUUUCUUCCAAUUCUUAAUAAUGUGGAUGUCCUGGCCAUUCAGCUAGACAAAUACAUACAGAUUACACAACUGAUUUGUGAGAGAAUGGAUAAAAGAUGUAUAAAGGACGAUCCUUUACAGUAUAGUCUGAAUGUAAAGAGCUCAAAGAAAAAAAUGCUUAAUCGUUUAAACCAGUUGAAAAAAAUCAGAAUUGACCAGAACACCAGGUUGAUGUUCAUUUUUCAAGAAAAUGCUUUAAACUUCAUUGGUUUCUUUGGGCAGCGUCACUCUGAGAUGAAGCAGUUCCUAUCAGAUCUGGAGGAAAGUGCAGUUCAGUUGGACAAGAUGAAGUUCGGGGGAAAUAUCUCCACUGUAGCUGGUAGUUCAGUGGGUGUAGCAGGGGGUGUCUUGUCUAUUGUUGGCCUCGCUCUUGCUCCUGUCACUGCAGGGGUGUCUCUGGCUCUCACUAUGACAGGGUUUGGUCUGGGAAUUACCAGUGGUGUCAAUAGUUUGGUCACAGGUAUCACUGAAACAGCGGUCAACUAUCACCUUGAUAAAAAUUCACAAAGCAUUUUCCAGCGAUACAUGAAAUAUGUGGAAAAGAUUCAAGGUCGUUUGGAGAAAGCCAGUGUGGAACGUAUACAGAUCCCUGAUAUGAUCAGAGCUGGGAGGUUAAUUCUCCAUGCUAGAAUAGUGAUCAAAGGUAAUGAUGCCCUAGUGGAAAAGGGAAACCACCUUGUGGUUAAUGUGCAAAAGCGAAAAGGAACACUGAGUGCCAAGUUGCCUAAAGUGGUCAAAAUGGUCAAAGGUGGGAAGACAGCCGGACCUCUUGUAUCAGUGGCCAAAGGUAUUGAUGGCCUGGCAGAUGCAGCUUCCGCUGUAAAAGUCCUUCAAAGUGAGGAAGUGAUUGCCACUGCAACCAAGAUAGGGCUACAAGAGGCACAAAGUGCUCGUAGUAUUCCAAAACUGGCUGCAGACUUGCCUGACAUUGGGCAACUUGCAAAAGGGACACCCCUUGCACUGUCAAAGUCAGCGAGAGCUGGAAUUAUCACUGCAAAUGCACUGUUUAUUGGCUUGGAUGUAUUUUUUAUUUGCAAAGACAGCAUAAGUCUGGCAAAAGGCAGCAAGAGUGAGACAGCACAGCUCAUCAGGUCCAGAGCAGCUCUGUGGAAGUCUGAGCUGGAGGCCUGGAAGAAGAUUCAUGAUUCCUUAUGCAUAGGAAAACUGAGAUUUGGGAGCAGCCAAAAAUUGUUGGAGCAACCCCUGGAAAAACUACAGGAGUUACUGUCAGAGUAUGUUGUGGACACCCUCAGUCACAUUCAGACAGUCAAAGACUUUUGUGACAAAGCAGAAAAAUGGACCCUUCAGAGAAAGACAGAGCUGGAGAUGAUGAGAGACAUCAAGGAUCAAGCAGACAAAAUCAGUCUUACGUUUGACCAUGUUCAGCACUCCGAGGAUAAAGCCAAGGCUUUUGGAGAGUACCUAUGGAGUGGUUUAACUCAGGUCACAGCUGACUCCAGACGUCAGGAACUAGAGAAGAGUCUGAGUGCUGUCCUGAAGGACACGUUUGAGGGGUUUGAGAAACUUGACUACUUCCUGGAUGCAAUGGAGAAACUUGUGGUUACCUCCCUCUUUGUCUUCACUUCACGAAGUUUCCUACCGAAGGGGGAGAGCCCUGCGAGUGUGCGAUCGGUCAUCACAGCUGCCAGAAUGGCCGCUCCUCUCCUCAUCCACUUUAAACGGCAUAAUGAAACAUUCUUUCUUCCAAUUCUCAAUAAUGUGGAUGUCCUGGCGUUUCAGCUAGACAAAUACAUACGCAUUACUCAACAGCUGUGUGAGAAAAUGGAGAAAAAGUCUAAGAGUGUAUUGGGGUCUGUAGACAUGUAUGAAUGGAUGAAGGCUGAACCUUUAGUAAAAUUCAGUUUGAACAUUAGCGACACCUCCAUGCAAAAAAUGCUUGAUCAUUUAAUGCAGUUAAGCCUAAUAAGAAUGGACCGUCAUGCCAAACUGGCGUUCCUUUUUCAGGAGAAUGCUUUAAACUUCAUUGGUUUAUUUAGUCAGCGUCACUCUGAGAUGAAGCAGUUCCUAUCAGAUCUGGAGGAAAGUGCAGUUCAGUUGGACAAGAUGAAGUUUGGUGCAAAUAUCUCCACUGUAGCUGGUAGUUCAGUGGGUGUAGCAGGGGGUGUCUUGUCUAUUGUUGGCCUCGCUCUUGCUCCUGUCACUGCAGGCGUGUCUCUGGCUCUCACUUUGACAGGGGUUGGUCUGGGAGUGACCAGUGGUGUCAAUAGUUUGGUCACAGGUAUCACUGAAACAGCGGUCAACAUUCACCAUGGUAAAAAUGCACAAAGCAUUUUCCAGAGAUACAUGAAAGAUGUGGAAAAGAUUCAAGGCCGUUUGGAGAAGGCCAGUUCGAUGUAUUGUGUGGGGCCGGAUGUUAUUGAUAUGGUAAGAGCUGGGAAGGUGAUAGCUGGUGCUGGAGGACUGGCCAAAGGUAUUGAUGGCCUGGUAGAUGCAGCUUCCGCUGUUAAAGUCCUUCAAACUGAGGAAGUGAUUGCCACUGCAACCAAGAUAGGGCUACAAGAGGCACAAAGUGCUCGUAGUAUUCCAAAACUGGCUGCAGACUUGCCUGACAUUGGGCAACUGGCAAAAGGGACACCCCUUGCACUCUCAAAGUCAGCGAGGGCUGGAUUUAUCACUGUAAAUGCCCUGUUUAUUGGCUUGGAUGUCCUUUUUAUUUGUAAAGACAGCAUAAGUCUGGCAAAAGGCAGCAAGAGUGAAGCCUCAGAGCUCAUCCGCUCCAGAGCAAGUGUGUGGAAAUCUGAGCUGGAGGCCUGGGAAAAUAUUUAUGAUUCCUUAUGCAUAGGAAUAUGGAAAUUUAGGAAAAGCCAGAAAGUGUUGGAGGAACCGUUUCUUCCUGAGAUAUAAUCAUUAUUUUAAAGAUUUCAAAUCUUAAUCAAAUAAAAUAUUUACAUCUCCGACUGAUUACAACAUGUUUUUAUCAAGCCACGUUAAAGCUCUUUCAUUGUACAAUAACUGUAUGUUUAAUUUUAAAAAAGUAUUUACAUACUGAUGGAGAUUUAAUCUUUGUACAUACUGUAAAUAUGAUUUAGAAUAUUUAAAAUGUGGAAUACCAGUUGUGAUUGUCAUGUUAAGUCGUAUGAUUUGAUAAACAAGUAUUUUUACAUAUUUGGUAAACAAUUCCAAAACAUAACAGCAGUGGAAAAAUGACAAGGGAUAUAUUUACAGAUACAAUGAUACAGUGUUUCAAAAUGCACUUUAUUUUUACCUUUAAUGAUCAAUGGCACAGAACAUUAUAAAUGCUUCAUUACUCUAACGAAAAAAUGUGCAGAAGAGCAAAGCAGAAAAUUGCAGACGUCAUUCUCUAUACACACUUUAAACAGUGGUAAACAUGCAAAAUAUUACAAUAAUUGAUUUUGACUGAGCUGUAACUAGGUAAACAACCCAAACUAACUUUCUUCUUGUAAAAUUCAUCACAUAAAUAAAGUGCUUAAACAAGA
Molecule: messenger RNA, 4129 nt
Organism: Triplophysa dalaica
Lineage: Eukaryota; Metazoa; Chordata; Actinopteri; Cypriniformes; Nemacheilidae
Gene: apol
Product: apolipoprotein L
Exons: 8
Coding region: 123-3536 (1137 amino acids)
Biological process (GO): lipid transport; lipoprotein metabolic process
Cellular component (GO): membrane; extracellular region
Molecular function (GO): lipid binding
Source: RefSeq, a predicted model, not a curated record